AUGAACUUCUUCAAGGCGCCUACAAAGUCAGCCCAAAAACCAGACACGAAAAUAUCUACGGCAAAAAAAGUCGAUCAAAAAUCAUCCUCGAAAGCAGGUAACAGCGAAAAUAAUAUCUCGUCCCGAGUUCGGUCGCCAUCUAAAAACAUCUCGUCUAAGGCUAAAGUAUACAGGUCUAAAAGCGAUAAUCAUAAAUACGAUCAGAAUCCUACUCGAGAUAGUCCCAUCAAUCUUAAAACAUCAAGCUCGCCACAUUCCCCGGUUGAUAUCAAGUCCCAUCCUUUGAACCUUCAUAUAGAUCAACUCCGAAAAUCCUCUAAAUCAACCAGGAUGUCAUGCCCAGAGCUGAUGGAAGAGGACCAUGAAGCUCAAAGCCCAGUACCUACCACACCAAAGCGUAGCUCGUCUGGGGGUGUCGAGACAUUAACUAAAAAUGGAGUAUCCUCCCCAUUGAAUGGAGAAGGACCAGCACCACCUCCCCACAGAACAAAUCUUACAAACCCACCUAGCAUUUCACCUUCAGUAAUGCAAGAGGCAGAAAACUAUAAAAAUGCUGGUAACAAGUAUUUUAAAUCUAAAGAAUACAAAAAUGCAAUUGAUGAAUAUUCUAAAGCUGUCCUACUUCACCCAACAUCCGCUACAUACCUUAACAAUAGAGCUGCUGCAUACAUGUCAAAUGGACAGUAUAUCAACGCGUUAGAAGACUGCACACAGGCCAAUGAUCUAGACCCCCAAAACGCAAAGAUACUCCUCAGACUUGCUCGAAUCUACACAAGUCUUGGCCGGCCACAGGAUGCUUUAGAUACAUAUAACCUUAUCAAGCCACCUGCAUCAGUCAAAGAUCUUGCUCCCGCUAAAGCCAUGUUGCAACACAUUCAGAGUGCUGAAAACGCUCUAAAGAAUAGCACAAAUGGAUCAAUGGUAUUGCACGCUCUCGACCAAGCCGAAAAGAUUCUUGGCCCUGGGGUAUCUAAGCCUCGAAAAUGGCAGUUAAUGCGAGGAGAGGCCCAUUUAAACAUGGGAAACGCUAAUUCUUCAGGGGACGCACAAAAUAUUGCCAUUUCUUUGCUUCGGAACAACAGUGCAGACCCAGAAGCACUAGUCCUACGAGGAAGAGCCCUUUACACGCUUGGUGAAAACGAAAAAUCAAUUCAACAUUUUCGGCAGGCCUUAAGCUGUGAUCCCGACUAUAAAGACGCCCUCAAAUAUAUGCGCAUGGUCCAGAAGCUCGAACGUAUCAAAAGCGAGGGAAACGUUGAAUACAAGUCAGGUCGGUUCCAGGGAGCUAGUGACAAGUAUUCUGAGGCUCUUGACGUUGACCCUUCAAACCGGGGGACAAAUUCAAAGCUACUACAGAAUCGAGCUCAAUGUCAUUUAAGGAUGAAAAAUUAUGACGCAGCUAUCAGUGACUGUGAGCGUGCUAUAAGCUUAGAUCCCACAUACACAAAAGCAAAGAAAACAAAAGCUACUGCUAUUGGCCAAUCUGGCAACUGGGAGGCAGCUGUCCGUGAGUGGAAAGAAAUGCAAGAAUCGGACCCCCACGAUCCCACGUUACAGAAAGAAGUAAGAGCUGCCGAAUUAGAACUGAAGAAAAGCAAACGGAAGGACUACUAUCAAAUCCUAGGUGUAGACAAAGGUGCUGACUCUGGUCAAAUCAAGAAGGCAUAUCGGAAGGCUGCAAUAGUCCACCAUCCGGACAAAAAUCCAGAUGACCUAAAUGCUGCUGAAAGAUUUAAAGAUAUUGGCGAGGCAUACGAAACACUCAGUGACCCAGAGAAACGUGCGCGAUACGAUAGUGGUGAAGAUUUGAUGGAUCCUAUGGAGAGUUUUGGUGGUGGGAUGCACGGUGGAGGAAUGCGAGGUGGGAUUGACCCUGAAAUUCUGAUGCAGAUGUUUGGCGCCCAGAUGGGCGGUUCUCAAAGCAGUGCAGGAGGGUUUCACUCUUUCACAGGGACUGGAAUGCCAGGUGGGGGGGCUCGGUCUCGAGGCUCACAUCAUGGCUUCCAAUUUCAAUAA
Messenger RNA from Blumeria graminis f. sp. triticale, 2016 nucleotides. The record is from the annotation of a GenBank genome assembly. NCBI's taxonomy places the organism in Eukaryota, Fungi, Ascomycota, Leotiomycetes, Helotiales, Erysiphaceae.